Messenger RNA from Paraglomus brasilianum, 480 nucleotides. NCBI's taxonomy places the organism in Eukaryota, Fungi, Glomeromycota, Glomeromycetes, Paraglomerales, Paraglomeraceae. The record is from the annotation of a GenBank genome assembly.
AUGUCAACUGAACUUGAACAAGCCUUAGCAGAUGUAAUUCAUAAGAAUCCACAUUUGUAUGCAGCACUCCAUACUUCAUUAUCACAAAGCUCUACAUCUGAUAACUCCAGCCCAUCUUCUAAGAAAGCAGAGUCAGAUUCCAUGCCUUCAAGAUCUUCUACAGUGGAUGAUGAUAUUUCUAAGCUUAUUAAAGCACAUAUUAAUCAAACUGAAGAGUCUAUUAAACAAAACAAGAUGGUCCAAGAAGAGGGUAACAAACACACUGGUACAGCAAUUUCUGAUAGUUUCAAGUCCCCUACUAGCAACAAUCCAGAAUUGCAAGAGAAACAAAAACAAGAAAUUGAUGAAGAAAUUGACAUAGAAUCUCCUAAACCAUGCAAAAAUCAUCCUGCUAGUGUUCGUUGCUUUCGUUGUUUGGUGGGUUCUAGAGGAAAAAAAGUAAAACGCGUUGGUGGAAAUGUAUUUGGUUUUGCCAAUUAA